AUGCAUUAUGUUCCUGACAGCCAGGCCACAGAGCCGUUGUUGAACAAAGGGUUGGCCCAGCCGAUGAUUGCGAAACCCGAAUAUGGAACUCAGGACCCAAACCAAAGCACAGCUUUGGAUUUCCCUAUGGCAAGCUGGACUUGGGCAAAACCAUACAAGGGCAAGCGAUCUCUGCCUCAAACCAUUGCGCACAGAGGUUUCAAGGCGGAACACCCUGAGAACACGAUGAAUGCUUUCAGAGGUGCCGUUGAGGUUGGGGCCCACGCACUUGAGACUGACAUUCACUUGUCCAAAGACGGCGUGGUCGUACUCUCUCACGACCCAGAUCUGAAACGGUGCUUUGGUAAGAAAGAAAAGAUAAUUGAUUGUGACUGGGACUAUUUGAGUACCCUUCGCACCGUCAAGGGCCCUCACGUACCCAUGCCACGACUCCAAGACUUACUUGAAUAUGUUGCACAACCCGGACUGGAGCAUAUUUGGCUGCUCCUCGAUAUCAAAUUGGACAACAACUCGGACGAUGUGAUGAGACUGAUAGCAAAGACCCUGGCCUCAGUGGAUCCCGGUCAACGAGCCUGGGAAGAAAGGGUAGUGCUCGGAAUCUGGGCAGCCAAAUUCCUGCCUCUAUGCAUGCAAUACUGUCCAGGCUAUCCGAUAUCACAUAUCGGAUUCUCGACCAUGUACGCCCGGCAGUUCCUGCGGGUGCCGAACGUGUCGUUCAAUAUGCUGCAGAAAAGUCUGUUGGGUCCCUUGGGCGCCCGGUUCAUGCGCGAUGUACGCAGAGCUCAUCGCCCACUCUUUGCUUGGACUGUCAAUGACCCUAAUCUCAUGAAAUGGUGUAUUCAACACAAUCUGGAAGGAGUCAUUACAGACGACCCUAAAACGUUUAAGAGGAUCUGCGACGACUGGGACGACCAAAGAGAGCCAGAAGCCCAAAUCACCUGGAUUCAAUGUCUCUACACGGUGUGGAUAUGGGUCAUGAUUGCGGUUUUCUCCAGGCGUUUCCGGCGCAAAUUUCCAGAGACGGUAGAGCAUCUCAUGCAACAGAACAGUCUGAGCGUCAAGAUGGUCGAGGCUGUUGAGGAGUGA
This is a messenger RNA of Cladophialophora psammophila CBS 110553, 1086 nucleotides long. RefSeq lists its product as uncharacterized. Gene Ontology annotation, biological process: lipid metabolic process. Lineage: Eukaryota; Fungi; Ascomycota; Eurotiomycetes; Chaetothyriales; Herpotrichiellaceae. The coding region runs from base 1 to 1086 and encodes 361 amino acids. The record is from RefSeq and is a predicted model, not a curated record. Gene Ontology annotation, molecular function: phosphoric diester hydrolase activity. The transcript has 3 exons.